This is a messenger RNA of Heterobilharzia americana, 970 nucleotides long. The record is from the annotation of a GenBank genome assembly. Lineage: Eukaryota; Metazoa; Platyhelminthes; Trematoda; Strigeidida; Schistosomatidae.
CACCAGUUACUUUCUGAUGAAAAGAAACGUUUAUUUUUAUGCCGUUUGUAAAAAAUCUAAUCACUAUGCUCAUGAAUAAGAGAACGGUUUACAUUGUUCAGGAUUGUGUGUAAGCCAGUUUUGCUUCAGAUAUACUAUUCACUAAACAGCAGCCAAUUAGAAAACUCUGAAUCCUCCUAAAUUUAUUGGUCGCUAACAGUGCAUCAAAGGGUCAUAAGCAAGUCAUCGGAGUAGAAUACUGCGAUGUUGACUAUGGCGAUUUAUAGCAUAGCGGAGUAGCUUACUGUCCAAACUAACUACAUUAAGAUUACUCUCACUCAAGCCGGACACAAGAUCUCAGGCUUUCAUCUAAAAAAGUGAGGCUGGUUGACAAACAGAACCAAAACAGUAUGACAGCACUGCCUAUGUGGAUUUGUUUCACUGAGGGUGGCAGAUUAAUGUGCCAUUUCACUGUUGAAAGUUCCAUAACAACGCUUAAAUUUAUACAACCAAUUUGGAUGAGGGUUAUACGACCGCUGGAUCUAAUAGUUACAACUAUAGGAAGUGAUUUUGAAACAUUUAUCAAUCCAUCUCAUUUAGGCAGGGAGGAGAAGGUCCACAAAAUGUUCUACUUCAGUGUUAGAAAAUCAUUCCUCUUAAAUCAAACUACAGUUCAGUUACUUCAAACUACGCCACAGUACAGAUAUAGCAGAAGAGUGCUAUGGAAUAACGUGUCACGAUCUAGCAAAGAGUUACUAGUCAAUCAAAAGACACCAUUGUACUAUCAGCCUACAUUUCAAUGGGGAGGUAUUACAGUGUGCAGAAAUAUUGACAAAACCUUCAUAAGAAGUUUAAUAUGCCUCAUGACUUUUUUCCACCAACCGCUUUGCUUCGAAGUCUCGGGAAAAUACACUUGAAUCAACAUUUAAGUAUCAUACUGGUUGAAGAGAUGAAAAAUCAAUCGGAUUUAAAUGUAGUAGGCCUGGAAAUA